Camellia sinensis is the source of this 2060-nucleotide messenger RNA. The record is from RefSeq and is a predicted model, not a curated record. Lineage: Eukaryota; Viridiplantae; Streptophyta; Magnoliopsida; Ericales; Theaceae.
CUCUCACUAUUUUUAGCUUCUUAUUUGUUUAGGCUUCUCUAUCUUUAUUUUUAUUUUAAUUUUUAAUUUUUUUUUUUCGAAGUUUGCAAUGAUUGGGAAUUGGAGUUGUUAAUUUUAUCUAAUUCAGUUAAGAUUGUGGGUUUUAUGCUAUUCUGCAAUGUGGGAAUUUUAAUUAUAAUUGGUACUUUCUUGGAUAAAGAUAGAGAAAAGAAUAUAAUGGCAUGUUUGGGUUUCUUCUUCUAUUUCUUGCUUUUGUGUCUGAUCGUGUGCGUGAGGUGUUUGUUAAAAUGUCAAGCUGAAGAUGCUCAUCUGCAUAAUGAAAUGGUGGGUCUUGACAAUGAUUUGGGAAAGGCCUUUGUUUUUUGUUUCAUUAUCAAAUCAAACCAAACCAAAGCAAGCUUGGUGUCCCUAUCAUGUUUCAACUAAUUGUUAACUGCCCAACUGUAUGGUGAUUCUCUCUCUCAGCUGAGAGUUGUUGGCAGAAAAGUAGUUCCCUCCCGCCGAUGCUAGUAAAGAUCCUUCCAUGGUGUCAUUCAAGACGUCAAACCCUAACCCUACACUCAAGCAUCCCCUUUCAUGAUGUAACCCAGCCAACAAUCCUCUGUAUCUCUCGUUUUUUAAGCCAAUCUAAAUCCCAAAAUGAAGAUACCUAUGACCCUCCUUUUUCAUUCACCUCCAAAACCCUAAAACCCAAUAACAAGAACAAGGAAAAGAAGCAAGGGAAUAGUCAAAACAAAGCUUCAUCGAAAUCCGAGAGAGACUUGGACUUUCCAUUGAAAUCAACUCUACCCUUCAAUUUUAGAUACUCAUACUCUGAGACUAACCCUUCGAUUGAGCCCAUUGGGUACCGUGAACCACCGAGAUUCUCUCCCUUUGGACCUGGACGGCUUGACCGGAAAUGGACCGGCACUUGUGCUCUGGCCAAAGAAGCAGUUGAUUUGCUAAAGUUAGAAGAACAACGACGUGAGGUUCUUGGAGAACCACUAUCCAAAGAAGAAGUCGCUGCGCUUGUGGAACGGUUUCGUCAUAACGAUUGUUCUCGACAGAUUAAUUUGGGGAAGGGGGGUGUUACUCACAACAUGCUCGAAGACAUCCACAACCACUGGAAGCGGGCUGAAGCUGUGAGGAUCAAGUGCUUGGGUGUGCCAACUCUUGACAUGGAUAAUGUUUGCUUCCAGCUUGAGGACAAAACUGGUGGGAACAUUAUCUACCGCCACAUAAAUAUCCUUCUAUUGUAUCGGGGUCGAAACUAUGACUUUAAAAAGAGACCAGUUAUUCCUUUGAUGUUGUGGAAGCCGUAUGCGCCAAUAUAUCCAAAGCUUGUGAAGAAUGUUGCUGAUGGUCUCACAUUUGAAGAAACGAAGGAAAUGAGAAAUAGAGGACUGAACUCUCCUCCUCUAAUGAAACUUACCAGGAAUGGUGUUUAUGUGAAUGUAGUGGAGAGAGUGAGGGAAGCAUUUCAGACCGAAGAAGUUGUACGACUGGACUGCACUCAUGUGGGUUUAAGUGACUGCAAGAAGAUCGGUGUGAAGUUACGGGAUUUGGUACCGUGUGUCCCUAUCUUGUUCAAGGAUGAUCAGAUUAUCCUUUGGAGGGGCAAGGAAGAGUUGGAACGGGACUCGAGCUCAUUGAUAGAACCUACCACAGAUGCUAGAUGAGCGGUUAGUAACUUGUGAUACAGUUCUACCUGUAGUUAAUUUGCCUCAUCCGAUGACUCAAGUUGGUUGACAUAAGGAUGCAAAUAUCUGUGGCUGAUUUCUACCUUCACCAGUAAUCGUAGUUUCUGAUGCAAACAAAAGUUGCUUAGCCAACCCUCUGAACCGUCGACGGUGAUAUGACACUCAAAUGCAAAUAGAUUGAUGAGGAGAUCAGUUUUGCACUUGGUAUCACAGCAAUUAUGCUGCUAAGAAAGAAUCAGGAUCCCCUCCUUCCAUUUCUUCCUUACAUUUCCUACUUACAGGCCCAUUGGGCCUACUUUUAGGCCCAAUUUUGAUAAUCCGAACCAUUCAUAUUUUAAGAUUUGUUCAGUAUAUCAUACCUGUAAAAAAUCAAGUUGAUCG